GCUCACAUGCAAAGUAGCAGCAGAGAAUGUCUUAUAUGUAGACGGGCUCUGGUAGCAGCCAGGUCUUGCUGCGUGUUGCCAGAUUGUGUGGGAUUCUGCUCUGGCUUCACUGCGCAUGCGCGUGGGAAGCCUGGGGUAGGCCCUGCUGUUUUUCUAACUCUAGUUCAAUCCUACACUGCCGUCUCAACCAAAACAAGGCGUAAGAAAAUCCCCCUCCUGGACGGCAGAUAAUCGAGGGUUUCCAUCACCAUUGGGUUUGAGUUUUUUUGUUUGGAAGUAAAGCGCUCAAUGACAGUCCACAGAAGCCCUUCUGCAACCGUCCCAACCUAAAGAAGGUCUGAGUCACUUAAUAGCUUAAUAACCUGCAAGCCCCGGAGAUGAAACCACAAAUGGCUGAACUGGAGAGAGAUGAAACAACGUUGAUUUAUUUAAGAGCAGAUUUACAGUGGUUCAGGAGUAUUGCUGCUAUUACAGAAAUAAUGACAUGAGAGGUGGCUAGUGCUAACAUGUGGUGCCUCCAGUCUCACACCCGGAUGAAAGCACAUACACCCCACAGGGACCCACUGCAGGCUUUUCUACUUUGACCUCAGAGUUCUCUGAUUGACCCUGCACACAAAAACAUUAAUAUUCACACACACCUUCUGUCUUGUCCAACAAUUGUCCUCAUUCUAUAUCCUGUGGCAAGCUCCUCUCCUCUUCCUUAAGGCCUGGCGGUUAAUGUACAAAUGUCUACCUCACGCUUAAAGGUCCUCUCUGUACAACUGCGACCCUGAACACACUACAAAAAUGACCUCCAGCAUAGACCGGGAUGACAGCAGCAUCUUUGAUGGGUUGAUGGAAGAAGAUGAGAAGGAUAAAGCAAAAAGAGUUUCUAGGAACAAGUCGGAGAAGAAAAGGCGAGACCAGUUCAAUGUGCUCAUCAAGGAACUGGGCACCAUGUUGCCGGGCAACACCCGCAAGAUGGACAAGUCUACUAUCCUGCAGAAGAGCAUCGACUUCCUGCGCAAGCACAAAGAAAUUGCCGCACAGUCUGAGUCGAGUGAAAUCCGUCAGGACUGGAAGCCGCCCUUCCUUAGCAAUGAGGAGUUUACACAGCUGAUGCUGGAGGCACUAGAUGGCUUCUUUUUGGCCAUCAUGACGGACGGAAACAUAAUCUAUGUGUCAGAAAGUGUCACAUCUUUAUUAGAACAUCUCCCUUCUGAUCUUGUAGAUCAGAAUCUGUUGAAUUUCCUUCCACUGGGUGAGCACUCAGAGGUGUAUAAAGCCCUGUCCACACAAAUGCUGGAUGGAGAGACCCUCACCCCAGACUACCUAAAAACAAAGAACCAGUUAGAGUUCUGUUGCCACAUGCUCCGGGGCACGAUCGACCCGAAAGAGCCGCCCGUUUAUGAGUAUGUCAAGUUCAUCGGAAACUUUAAGUCCCUCAACACUGUGCCUAACUCAACACGUAACGGCUUUGAGGGAGUGAUCCAGCGAUCGCUGAGGCCCAUGUUUGAAGACCGAGUGUGUUUCAUAGCAACUGUGAGGUUAGCCAAGCCUCAGUUUAUCAAGGAAAUGUGUUCUGUAGAGGAGCCCAAUGAGGAAUUCACCUCCAGACACAGUUUAGAGUGGAAAUUCCUCUUCUUGGACCACAGGGCACCCCCCAUCAUAGGCUACCUACCCUUUGAGGUUCUGGGUACUUCAGGGUACGACUACUAUCAUGUGGAUGACCUGGAGACCCUAGCCAAGUGCCAUGAACACUUGAUGCAGUAUGGUAAGGGGAAGUCAUGCUAUUACCGUUUCCUGACUAAAGGUCAGCAGUGGAUCUGGCUUCAGACUCACUAUUAUAUCACCUACCACCAGUGGAACUCACGGCCGGAGUUCAUCGUCUGCACCCACACUGUGGUCAGUUAUGCUGAAGUGAGGGCUGAACAGCGCAGGGAGCUGGGCAUUGAGGAAUCACCUCCUGAGAUCUCAGCAGACAAGUCUCAGGACUCUGGCUCUGAGUCCCAGUUGAACACCUCCAGCCUGAAGGAGGCGCUAGAGCGAUUCGAUCACAGCCGCACACCCUCCGCUUCAUCACGGAGCUCCCGAAAGUCCUCAACACACACCGCCGUCUCGGACCCUACGUCCACACAGACAAAGCUGCAGACAGACCAUAGCACACCCCCCCGCCAAUCAGUGUCAGCCAUUGAGAUGACAUCACAGCGGAGGUCCUCUAUUAGCAGUCAGUCAAUGAGUUCUCAGAACACAGGACAGACGAUGGCAGCAUCUCUUGUGUCUCAGCCUCAGCAGCCUCAACAACUUCAGCCCAGUGUGCAGCCGGUGCUGCAGUUUUCCACGCAGAUGGAUGCGAUGCAGCAUCUUAAGGAGCAGCUGGAACAGCGCACACGCAUGAUUGAGGCCAACAUCCAGAGACAACAAGAGGAACUGCGGCAAAUCCAGGAGGAGCUGCAGAGGGUGCAAGGACAGAACUUACAGAUGUUCUUGCAGCCCGGAGGCGGUGGUCUCAAUCUGGGCUCAGUGCAGCUGACGCAGGGAUCAUCCGUGCAGCCAGGGGGCUCUCUGUCCAUGCAGGGGGCAGUGGUGCCGACAGGAGGCCUGCAAAGUGGCCUGCAAUCCACACAUACAGGGACACAACACACUGUCACACAGCAUCCUCAGCAGGCACCGCCACAACAACAGAACCUUCUCAGAGAUCAGAGCUCCAAUCUAAAUCAACAGUCUCAGAGGAUGUCUCACACACUGCAGUCUCCUCAGGGAGCACUGCCUGCAUCUUUGUAUAAUACCAUGAUGAUCUCUCAGCCGGCGCAGGCCAACGUUGUGCAGAUCUCCACAAGCCUAGCCCAGAACAGCAGCCCCAGCGGAGCCGCGGUUGCCACCUUCUCACAAGAUCGGCAGAUACGGUUCCCUGCUGCCCCACAGCUCCUCACUAAGCUAGUGACUGGCCCAAUGGCGUGUGGUGCUGUUAUGGUGCCUACCACUAUGUUCAUGGGGCAGGUGGUGACUGCGUUUGCCCCGCAGCAGGGCCAGGCUCAAACAAUCAGCAUCACCCAGCAGCCGUCUGCGCAGAUGCAGGAGCAGCAGGCUCAGACGCAGUCACAGACAGCUACAGGAACUGCCCAGCAGCAAGGACAGGCCCAGCUUGCCCAGCAGCAAACACAGUUCCUACAGGCCCCUCGGCUUUUACAUGGCAACCAAUCUGCCCAGCUGAUCCUUCAAGCAGCGUUUCCCCUGCAGCAGCAAGGCACUUUUGCAGCUGCAACACAACAACAGCAGCAGCAGCAGCAACUGCAACAGCAGCAGCAACAACUGCAUCAGCAGCAUCAACAGCAACAACAACAGCUGCAACAGCAGCAUCAACAACAGCAGCAGCAGCUGCAGCAGCAACAGCAGCAACAACAGCAGCAGCUGCAACAGCAACUGGCAGCUCAUCGCUCAGACAGCAUGGACCGGUCCAACGCACCACCUCAGUAGCUGACCGCACGUCAGAGACAACAACCAGAUCACCACUGAGCAGUCCUGCAGGCUGAGGGGCUUCUGAGGGGGAUGUUUGGAGCAAAAAAAAAAAAUAGCAGUAUUUGUACUGUUCCCUCUCAGAUACCCUUCCACUGCAUAUAGGUGAAGGGCCUAAACGGGUGUCCUUUUUUUUAACCCUGUGCCCUUUUCGACCUAUGGGUAGUUGAUCAACAGCUGCUUGCACUGAAUUCUGGGAGAGGUCCAACCAUGAAUGCUGAACUUUCUGCAGGCUGGCAAAGAAUCAACGGCAUCUGGUUUUCCAUAAACGGUCUCCUCCACAAUAACUGUUUCCCCCUUGUCUCGUAUGCCCACUGUGUGCCGUCAUCCCUCUAUCACAGGUUUAAUUUAUGCAGAACGAGCCGCAGACCUGAAGAAAUCUUGCAGGACAAACGGCGCCUCUUUCUCUCGGUCCUCCCUUUUCUUCCUCUUUCCUCCUCAUUUUACUUGUCGCAAGUAAUUAUGGGUCAGAAAAUAUUUUUAAGAAUGUCAUGUGGAUUCAACUUUUAUUGUACAGUUCACCUGUAAAAUAAUGUGUAAAUAUAUUGACAAAAGGAAAGAGAAACUAAUAUUUUAUAUGAUGCAUGAGAUGAAAAGCAUAGUCUGUUAUUUGUAGCUUUGAAUAUACUUUUUUUUCUAAUAUUCAGAGGAAAAAAGCUAAACUUAAUACACAUAAUGGUUGAUCUCUUCACAGACACAGAUUUCACAGAUUCUCUUUUCCAGUGGGAUGGGGGUAAGAGUGUGUGUAUGUGCUUGCGCACAUGUGUUUGUGUGUAUGUGUGUCUGCCAAGCAGGCAGUGCUGGAUCCACAGAUUGUGUCACAGUUGGUUUAAAAGGGCCUUCGUGUUUUAGUAAAACUGUUAAAGGAACAGGUGAUCUUUAGAUGUUUUGCAUCAUGUUAUAUACCUUAGUAAUUGAAAAUAUAUAGAUAGGAAUAUUUCAGAGAGAUGUUUAACAUUUGUAAAUAGUUUAAAGAGGAGGCUUCAUAUUUAGUUAGUCAUGCGGUUAAGCAAAAAAAACUAUAGAAACGGUGCUCUGACUGUUUAGCGCAGAAUCAUUAUGGCUUUCAGCGGCCAUUGGCUUUUAAGUAUGGCUGGUAUUUAAACACUCUGCUGAACUGGAACUGAUGCUUAAAACAGCAGGGUUAUGAUGAGGAAAAAUAUAAUUGCAUAGUGUGUAUGAUCCUAAAUG
Carassius carassius (crucian carp) is the source of this 4686-nucleotide messenger RNA. RefSeq names its product circadian locomoter output cycles protein kaput-like. Gene Ontology annotation, biological process: regulation of transcription by RNA polymerase II; circadian regulation of gene expression. Lineage: Eukaryota; Metazoa; Chordata; Actinopteri; Cypriniformes; Cyprinidae. The transcript is spliced from 25 exons. Bases 787 to 3456 code for a protein of 889 amino acids. The record is from RefSeq and is a predicted model, not a curated record. Gene Ontology annotation, cellular component: CLOCK-BMAL transcription complex; nucleus; cytoplasm. Gene Ontology annotation, molecular function: protein dimerization activity; E-box binding; DNA-binding transcription factor activity, RNA polymerase II-specific.